UCUCUCUCUCCCACACACACACGCUCGCUCUCUCUCUACCACACACACACACGCUCGCUCGCUCUCUCUCACACACACACACACGCCUGCUCGCUCGCUCUCUCCCACACACGCGUACGGAUUUCGCCUCUGGGUUGGGAGAGAGCUCCAAAACCUCGGGUUCGGCGCUGCGCAUCGGUCCGCUCCUCGUCCAACAAGGCACUGAGAUUCACAGCAGUGGAAAGAACACACCUCUGUCAAGCAGCGGGCCUUCCUCAGUGCUUCUCAAGACGUGCGUGGCCCGACGGCAGUUUUUACAGGAAAUUAGAGAAUCUUUAACGCUCAAGAUUGUGCGCCGACGGCAAAACUUAAUAUUGCUGCGACCGAAAAACGGUGCUGGAUUUUGCGACACGAAUCGAAACGAAGCCAAGCUGAGCCCUCCGCCUUGACCGCUCCUCGGCACAAGGCAGUACUGGGUGAAGAAUUGAAACUCAACAAACGACCGAGGACGGGAAAAAUAAACCCAACAACAACAACGACAACAACGCAAGACAAAAGUGCGCGGGCAUACACACGUCACGCGCCGCACCGCGUACGGAUACAUACCUUGCAUCAGGCGGGCGAAUCGAUAAAACAAAACAAAAAAGGAGACGAUGGUGAAACCUUGGUGCGCCGUGAGCCUGGCGCUGGUGGCCCUGCUGGGAGCGGCCACGCCGGCCACCUCGCAGUGCCCGUCGCGGUGCAUGUGCGAGGUGCGGCCCUGGUUCACGCCCAACUCCCUCUACCAGGAGGCGGCCACCGUCGACUGCAACGACCUGCGGCUCCGCGAGGUGCCGCGGAACCUGUCGGAGGGCGCGCAGGUGCUGCUGCUGCAGAGCAACGGCAUCGCCGAGAUGGGCGCCGAGCUGGCCGCCCUGGGCAACCUCACCGAGCUCGACCUCUCGCAAAACAACCUGACGCACGCCGGGAGCUCCUCGUUCGCCGGCCUCGGCCAGCUGGUGAUCCUGCACCUCGAGGAGAACGUCAUCGGCGAGCUGGCCGAGGGCGAGCUCCGCGACCUCGGCGGGCUGCAGGAGCUCUACGUGAACCACAACCAGAUCGAGAGCAUCCACCCGGGCGCCUUCCUCGGCCUCCGGAGCCUCAUCCGCCUGCACCUCAACUCCAAUCGGCUGCGGGCCAUCGACAGCCGCUGGUUCGAGUUCACGCCCAACCUGGAGAUCCUCAUGGUGGGCGCCAACCCGGUGCGGCAGGUGGAGGACAUGAACUUCAUGCCGCUCUCCAAACUGCGGAGCCUCGUGCUCGCGGGCAUGGGGCUCCGCGCCGUUCCCGAGAACGCGCUCAUGGGACUCGACAACCUGGAGAGCCUCUCGUUCUACGACAACAAGCUCGCCGCCGUGCCGCGCCUCGCUCUGCGCAAGGUGCCCAGCCUCAAGUUCCUCGACCUCAACAAGAACCCCAUCGCGGUGAUCCGCGAGGGCGACUUCCGCAGCAUGCUGCAGCUCAAGGAGCUGGGCGUCAACAACAUGAUGGAGCUGGUGGCCAUCGACCGGCACGCACUCGACGACCUGCCCCAGCUCACCAAGCUGGAGGUGACCAACAACCCGCGGCUGUCGUUCGUGCACCCCGACUCGGUGCGCGCGAUCCCGCGCCUCGAGACGCUCAUGCUCAACAACAACGACCUGAGCGCGCUGCACCGGCGCACGGUCGACGCGCUGCCUAACCUGCGCGAGAUCAACCUGCACGGCAACCCCAUCCGCUGCGACUGCAUCGUGCGCUGGAUGACGGGCAACGCGACGCGCGUGCGCUUCAUGGAGCCGCAGUCCACGCGCUGCGUCUCGCCGGCCGAGCACGAGGGCAGCCCCGUGCGCUCGGUGCCCUCCUCCGACGUUGCCGACGGCUGCCUGCCGGCCAUCGCGCACGGGGCCUUCCCGUCCACGGCGAUCGCCAACCCGGGGGCGACGCUCACCUUCGUGUGCCGCGCCGUCGCCGAGCCGCCCGCCGACAUCCACUGGGUGACGCCGUCGGGCGAUGGCGUGGCGCCGGGCGGCGCGUCCGACAAGUACCGGCUGAGCGAGGAGGGCACGCUGGAGAUCGUCGACGUGCGCUACGAGGACACGGGGCUGUACACCUGCGUGGCGCGCAACUCGGAGGGCCUCGACUCCCGGGCCGUGACCGUGCGGGUCAAUGGCUCCGUGCCACACGUGCCGGGCCGCCUGCUGUCACUCGACGUGAUGAACGUGGCGGCGCGCUCCGUCCUCGUCUCGUGGCGGCUGCGCCCAGGCGGCCGCGCCCCGGACCUCCGCUGGACGUCGGCGACGGUGCGCAUCGACAGCCCGCGCGUCGCCUUCACGGCGCGCGUGCCCGUGAGCGUGCACGAGUACAACCUGACGCGCCUGCAGCCGCGCACCGAGUACGAGGUGUGCCUGGCCGUGUCGGCGGCCCCGCGCGGCUCCGGCCGAGCCGAGCGCUCCUGCGUCAACGUGACGACGCGCGCCGAGCGGCCCGGCGCGCCGACGGGAGAGGAGGGCUACGGCGGAGGCGACGCCGUCGGACGGGGGACGGGCGCGGCGGCGCUGGCGGUGGCGCUGGGAUCGGCGCUCGGCCUCGCCGCGCUGCUGGCGCUGCUCGCCUGCUCGGCGCUGCGAGGCCGUCGCCAGCGCUGCCACCUGCCGAGCCAUCACCAGCAGCAGCAGCAGCAGCAGCGGCCGCGGUGGCACCAGCGUCGGCGAUGCCAGCGCUACUGCGAGCGCCCGCUGAGAAAGCUCUCCGCGGGAAGCUGCUCCUCGCUGCAGGAGCUACAGCCGCCGCCGCCGUUGUGGGAGGAGGAGGGCGGCGCGGAGGGGUGGCCGGUCCCCGGGAGAAGCGGUGGUGGUGGUGGUGGAAGCUGCGGUGGUGGUGGUGGGUUUUUUCCGGUAGAUACCAGCAAGAGUUACAAUGCUCUCCAGCCACACUGAAGCGAACUGCGCUACAGGCAUGGCCUUGUCAAUAAGCCCGUCUGUCAGUUAUCUUACAAUGAAAGUUUGUUUGCUCAGUUGGUGAUUUACUUACAUCUUGUUUCUUUGUUAUUUAUUGCUAUUUCACUUCAUUUUAUACUUUUUUGUUUUACUUUGAGAACGCCGUGUAAGUUUAAGCACAUUCGAGCGGUAUGCGUUCCGAGCGCCCGAGGCCGUUUUGCCGUGAGAACUGAAGCGACAUUUAUUUUUCUAAAAUGACAAAAAAGGACGAUUUUUUUGGGCUCACACGCUUACAACGACGCAAGGAGGCUAGAACGACCGGAAGAAGCAGAAGAAGAAGAAUAAGAAGUGCACCCUGGUGGACAAGCGGCGCUUGGCUACUCACAGAGGGGGACUUUUUUUGUCCGUCGCAAUUUGUGGGAAUUAAAAACAAAAAGUGCGUGGAGGGAGGGAAAAUAAGCGAAAUUUUCACUCGAUAAUUUACGAAACAAAACAGUUGGUGUUGCGACACAACGUGUCUGGCCAGUCUAUGGAUUUUCGCGCGAGCUUUUUUUUUAUAGAUGAGAAAAAAAUUGUAAAAAAAAUAUCUUCAACGGAACGUCCUUUUUGAAAUUCGCCCAAAGUUGUACAUCCGACCACCCCGAUCGUACGAGUGAGCGUUCACUUUACGCGUUGCGUUCGAAGAUUUUCGGGAAACACAACCGAACGGCAUCAAUGGGAAUAACUAAAACAUGAACACGAUCUUGUCCGAUGUUUAUAGCUGCUCAACGUAACGAUAACUGUGUUUUCUGCUUUCAAGCUCCAUACGUGUUCAUUUCUAAAUGCCUAAACGGUUCCAAUCGUUGUAUCGUUUGCAAAUCCUCGUUUAUUUAAAUGUCACCACCAAUGUGUUUAUCAUAUUCUAAAAAUGGCUCAUCUUCUCGGUGGUGUUUUAUAGCACUGUUAAUCUGGGUAGCCUACGCGUGUUUGGAUUACUUCCGUGCCGUCUCGUGGCUAAUGUGUGCUUACGACAAGAUAUGACAUUCUAUUUGCAGUCUAUAUAUAUAUUUCGAAAGCCAACAGUACAGUUUCUCGUUUAAGGGGAUCCCAUUGCGUUUAGUCGUGUAACGUUGUGUCGAAAAGAGUCAAUGUCUCCCUGUUCAAACCAGCAAUGGGGUGGCACUCAUCCUAAUCAGCAAGCACGAGGAGUGGUGGACAUUCCACAUCACCUCAGCUGGGAUCAGUCCCUCCGUAGGACAAGUGCUGUUAGCAAACCUCUAUUUAGGCCAACAAGGCACACGAAGGGGUGGGCGACCACCAUGCCAUCUUUGUAUUCCCAAAUGCUGAUAUUUUGACAACGUACCAUAUAUUAAUUUUAAGGCUGAGUCGACUUAGGCGACGCCCAAGACCGGUUCAGAUAAUCGUAACCCGACAUUGGCCGUGAGAAGGAAUCUAACUCAGGUCGCGAACCACUACACUACCGCUCCCCGUGUGCCACUCCACACACACACACUCAACCUUGCCACAAAUUGUGAAAUGUCCAAUUAUUUCAGUAUUCGCUCAUGUCAAGUGUAAGUGCAGACAAUUCUUGAAGGUUAUUUACACAAAUGAGGCAUGCUCAGACCACGCUUUAGCAGGGAUGGAGGUUGGAAUUUGAUUGUCGGGUAUUUUUGCGUGCACUUACGAGAAAUAAAUGAAAAAAAAAAUCUUUAGCAAAAAAAAAAAUUCCUAAUCUAACUGCUUAAGAAAAACGCAGGAGAAAUCCGUAAAGCAAAUUCAAUCUAUAAACAUUUCUUUUUAUUUUACCAGGUAAGGCCCGAGUGAGCUAUACAGCUCUUUUUCAGAAGUGACCUGACCACGAUUGAUAGCUCAACGAAGCGGCUCAUGGUGUGGAAAUCUAUAGCAGCCAAAUACUCUAAAUGCAUGUUUCUAAAUGUGGAGGGAAACAUUGGAGGAACAUUCACGUGACCAUGGGGAUAACACGCAAACUUCAAAUAUACAAAAAAAAGGGUUCGCGAUUGAACCCACGACCUCCUGUGUACCAAGCAAGGUAGUUAACAUCUCGCCACCACGGCACCCAACCAGCAGCCGUGUGAAUGAUGCUUAUACGCAGCCUGCCCUGCGCAAGCAUUACACUGCCCACGAGGGCAGGUGGCUCUAAAGUCGUCGUAGAGGCCUGAUCGUCAAGACGAAACAUUGAUAGGCAGUGAGUGGUUGUCUCAGUUGGAGUUUGUGUAAACGCAGCAACACAAAAUGCUAUCGUUGGUCCUUCUCGAUCAAUAUUUGCCACGAGCAGAUACUGUGUUUAAACGAGACGACGCUAUCGACUGGUUUUGAGUUCACCGAGUGUCUUCAGCUCGUUCUGGCCUCAAAAUCAAUGCCAUCGCUUGGGUGCAUGCAAAGUGUGCAUCCACUGUUGGCUUUCAUGGGCGUCUGGACACUGGCAAUGUUGUUUAAAUGUGUCUAAGAGACACCCACAACAUAUACGACAAGGUUGAUCAUAUAUCUGAGUCAACGUGCUGAUUAGGGGACUUUUGAGUACACGGUAAAGGCACUCACAGCCGGCCGAGUUAGUGAGUCAGUGGCCCGUAGCUGUGUAAGUUGAGUAUCAGUAUCGUGAAGUCAAACUCCUCUCGUCUGUGAUAAAGUGGAGGUUGGGCUGUUCGGAUCGUAUCUGUGAUCUACUCAAUAACCGCUAGUGGGGACAGUCCUCGGGACCCACCACCACGCUGUGCCACGUCUUUCUGCGUUUGCCAACGUACUCCUUCCCGAUCCAAACUCGUUCCGCGCUGCGCGCCCCCGACGAUUGUUAAACGUGUCCCACAUGUCUCAAGGAGCGGCUACGAUAUGCGAGGGGGCCUUGGGCCUUAUUCACUUCUGGGUUGAUCGGGCCCUGACAGUGAAGGCAAAAUGUUGAGUCGCAGCAAAGAAAAAAAACUAAAAAAGAGCAAAACAAUUGCAGGCUCUGCACCAGAAUACGUCUCACCUUUUUCAUGAAAUGAAAAUUCAGCGGUUUAAACUAAACUAUAAAAAACAGUGGUGUUUUCAAAUCGCCGAAAUAAAAUGAGAUCUCAAACGACACGCGUGGCGACUACUCCGAUGCGAUGUUGGCUAAACGUCAACGAUGUUUCUCCGGCUCGAAGUUGUGCCAAUCAGCGGAGUUCCAUCUUCGGGUUUCGCUCUUGUUGCAGGUGGCACCUCCGAAUGGCAUGGUCGGCUACGUACAACGUUCAACAAACAUACCGUACAUGCAUGCAUACAUGCACGUGCAGCUGGCGAAUUCAUUCGACGUGCACACCAUGAAGGUGGAUGCAGUGGAGUAACGAGCGUGGGGCAGGCAUGGGGGGUGUCUUGCCCACCCCGUGGUGGCCAAAGAUACGAGUUGGACCCCCCUUGACAACCACCAUGAGAUGUUUUCAACAACAGUGCAAAAGAACAACGCGCUUAUUUAAAACUCGGUUUAAAUGUAUGUCAUGGAAAUGCUUUCAUGAACGUUCCGCGUUUAAUUUUAAUUGAAUUAGAGCAGGAAUGUGAUAUUGCAAAGAAGUACUACGGAGCUGAUGUGGUUGCAUCUUGCAAAGAUGGAGCAGCCCCUACGGCGUUAAUUGUUCGAGACCGUGAGCGUAACGAUGUUGUGAUCAGGCAAGAUGAUCCGCGAUAUAUAAUAGCCGAGAUGCGACCGUGCGAGACGAAUCAAAUAUUGGGGUCCCCACCUGAUCAAUUGCCGCACCUCAUGAGCUAAUACUGUAGUUACUACGCCACUGGGUUUAAGCAGGGCCGGAUUAAGGCAUGGACUUUAGGAGCUGCAGCCCAGAGGCUUCUGCCAGCUGGAGUGCUGAAUUGUAUUUGUUGUUAGCCUUGUAAAAAUUACAUUAGAUUUUUUUCAUAACUUUGUUUUCCUUUUGAAAAUAUUACUGGGGGUCUCACAGUACCUGUAGCCCAGGGGCCUACAAAACCUUAAUCCGACACUGGGUAGAUGCAAUGGUUUCAUACACCCAAGUGGGUGAUGCCGAGAUGACACCUGCCACCAGACCGGUACUCGCAGCAGCAACAGGAAAACGCGAUACAGAGCCCACUCUCGAUCUCGACUGGGAGUCGGGAGUGGCACAUCCCUGCUCGACAAUUGUGACCUUAUGGAGGGACCCCGGUGUCACGAAUAAACGGAAGUCAAAAUCGUAAUUAAUGUAUUUCUUUUUUGGCGACUCCGUCCCACCGCGACCCACCAGCAAUCAAUCUUCUCGUUCUUCACCAAGCAACCGUCGUUGCCAAAAUUGCCGUAGUCAUCAACAAAACGUAAUUAGCGCAUUGUGUAGAGCUCGUCCAGAGGAAUCGAUUGUCGUAUCGUUCGCCUUCAACAGACAUAAAAUUACGUUGCAAGGCAGUUUAUGUGAGAGCCGGGGACUUAUGGGGCCCCGGGGUUCCGUCAUUAGGUUCAUUUGUGACCGUUUAACAUGCGGCAAGAAGACGAAUGCAUCCUGUAGAGACGUGAACCGACUGUUGGUGGCGAUUGCUGUAAGCCAGCGGUCGGGAACCUAUGGCUCGCGAGCCAUAUAUGGCUCUUCCGGUGACGGAAUAUGGC
Messenger RNA from Lethenteron reissneri (Far Eastern brook lamprey), 7491 nucleotides. Its product is annotated as leucine-rich repeat neuronal protein 1-like. NCBI's taxonomy places the organism in Eukaryota, Metazoa, Chordata, Hyperoartia, Petromyzontiformes, Petromyzontidae. The record is from RefSeq and is a predicted model, not a curated record. Gene Ontology annotation, molecular function: protein binding.